This is a messenger RNA of Varanus komodoensis (Komodo dragon), 1803 nucleotides long. RefSeq names its product carbohydrate sulfotransferase 2 (gene CHST2). The record is from RefSeq and is a predicted model, not a curated record. Gene Ontology annotation, molecular function: N-acetylglucosamine 6-O-sulfotransferase activity. The transcript has a single exon. Gene Ontology annotation, biological process: N-acetylglucosamine metabolic process; carbohydrate metabolic process; sulfur compound metabolic process. NCBI's taxonomy places the organism in Eukaryota, Metazoa, Chordata, Lepidosauria, Squamata, Varanidae. The coding region runs from base 1 to 1326 and encodes 441 amino acids. Gene Ontology annotation, cellular component: Golgi membrane.
AUGAAGGUUUUCCGCAGGAAGGCGCUGGUCCUUUGCCUCGGCUACGUGCUGCUGCUGCUCCUCACCAUGCUCAACUUGCUGGACUACAAGUGGCACAAGGGACCGCAGCAGUGCAGCGAGCCCUCGCCCGCCCGCCGCACUUCCCACCCGCAGCAGCUGCCUUACUAUGCCUCCCAGUCCCGGUCGGACAUCCGGGCUCUCUACGGGGCCCCAGCACCGCUCAACCGCAGGCGGCAGCUGGUCUAUGUUUUCACCACCUGGCGCUCAGGGUCCUCCUUCUUCGGUGAGCUCUUCAACCAGAACCCAGAGGUCUUCUUUCUGUAUGAGCCCGUGUGGCACGUGUGGCAAAAGCUGUACCCGGGGGACGCUGUCUCUCUGCAGGGUGCAGCCCGGGACAUGCUGAGUUCUCUCUACCGAUGUGACCUCUCUGUUUUCCAGCUCUAUAGUACGGCUGGAGCCGGGAAGAAUCUCACCACUUUAGGCAUCUUUGGGGCAGCCACGAACAAGGUGAUCUGCUCCUCACCACUUUGCCCAGCCUAUCGCAAAGACAUUGUGGGCAUGGUGGAUGACAAGGUGUGCAAGAAAUGCCCUCCGCAGCAGCUCAGCCUGUUGCAGGAGGAGUGCCUCAAGUACCACACCUUGGUCAUCAAGGGUGUGCGCGUCUUUGACAUCGGUGUGCUGGCACCACUCAUGCAAGACCCAUCCUUGGCUCUCAAAGUCAUCCACCUGGUCCGGGACCCCCGAGCGGUGGCUAGCUCCAGGAUCAAAUCCCGCCACGGACUCAUCCGGGAGAGCUUGCAGGUAGUGAGGAGCAGGGACCCCCGUAUCCAUCGCAUGCCCUUCCUGGAUGCAGGCCACAAGCUGAACAGCAAGAAGGAGGGGGGCGGUGGCUCAGAUUACCAUGCCUUGGGGGCCAUGGAGGUGAUCUGUGGUAGCAUGGCAAGGACCCUGCAGACGGCGUUGCAUCCCCCUGACUGGCUGAAGGGGAAUUACAUAGCCAUCCGCUAUGAGGACCUUGUAGUGGACCCCAUCAAGACUUUACGGCAAGUGUAUGGAUUUGUCAACCUAGUGGUUAGCCCAGAGAUGGAGAAGUUUGCCCUCAACAUGACCAGUGGGCCUGGCUACUCCUCCAAGCCCUUUGUGGUCUCUGCCAGGAAUGCUACUCAGGCAGUCAAUGCCUGGAGGACAGCACUGAGCUUUCAGCAGAUUAAACAAGUUGAGGAGUAUUGCCACCAGCCCAUGACUAUUCUAGGUUAUGAGAGAGUCAACAGCCCAGAGGAAGUCAAGGACCUUAGCAAAACCUUGCUCAGGAAGCCAAGAUUGUGAAUGGGCAGUAUGCCUUGUGCAGAAAGGAAUUGAUUGAGAGAGCAAUUGACAGCUUUUCAGACAAUUGCAUCUGAGAGACAGAGAUGGUGCAAAGUGUGCUCCAUUCUUAAGGACAAUUAGGAAGACAAGGUUGGUCCUCCAGAGAUUGUUGAGGAUCACACACAUUCAUGUUUUUGCAUUCCUGGACUAUCAUUACUUCAAGCAGGCACACAUACACACACUCACUUCAGUAAGUAUUUGUGAGGCCUCUUUUCUUUCCAAAAGCUAAAGGCACAUUGUUCAGUAUGUAUCAACAUCUUUACAUACUUAUUUGUUGUGAUAAAUGAAGGAUUUGCAUAGCUGCUGAGGUAGGUGUGUGUGUGUGUGUGUGUGUGUAGGGUGCUCAUGGGAGGCUGAGAUUGAAGAAUACUCAGUAAAGCAAAAUGGACUUUUGUAUAAAGGUUUAAAUGUGAUCUUAAUAAAGAAAUCAAUAAGAAA